AUGUGGGAGCGACCAUCCAGGUUUCACCAUUACCCGUUCACGUCGCCCAUCUCGCGUAAUUGCGUUUGCCGACGCGUCCCUUCCGAUAGGUCACGCAAUCACUGUAAAUUCUUUCUCGCGUCCGCCAUCCGCAAGCGUUCCGAGUCUGGCUACGUCGUGCUAUGCGGACUUCAUACGACCCGCCACAAGAUGUCUGGAAUCGAUCCUACAUACCCGCUCUAUCCUGUGGCUACCAUUCUCGUUGGAUCUGCACUCCUUCUUGUACCCCUGGACAUGUCCGUCCGGCGUAACUGGAAUCUGUCAAUUGCCUUCCUUUGCAUUUCACUCAGCAUCGAAAACUUGUAUUUCGGGGUUAACGCCAUCAUCUGGGCCGACAACGCCACCGUGAAGUUAGACGUUUAUUGCGACAUAGCUACACGCUUCCAACUCGCCGCUGGUAUCGUGAGGGCAUCGGCAACCUUGACGAUCCUUCGCCAUCUGUAUUUGAUCGCGAAGCUGCAACCUGUUGAGAUACUUGAUAACACAUCGAAACGCAGAGAUGUUGUGAUACAGUGGGUGCUGGGCCUGGUUCUCCCCCUCCUAGUUGCAGGGCCCCUCUACCUCGUCGUCGAAAGAACCCGCUUUGCAAUAAUAGAACGCUUUGGAUGUCAGAUCACCCCAGACAACUCGAUUCUCGGGAUCUUGUUCAUAUGGUCGUGGAAUAUCGCGUGUCCACUCUUAUCUAUCGUUCUAUACUAUCCCACAGUCGUGCGAGUCUUUUACAACCACUACCGGGCCAUGAGCGGCACUGUAUACAGUAGCAGCUCUGUACGUAUCACGAACUACGCCCGGAUCCUCGCGGUGGCUAGCAUCGACAUCAUAACAACUCUACCCUACGGCAUCACAUCGCUCGCUCUAGCGAUCAAGAAUCCACGAUCUACAGGCAGUUCCAUAUCCUUCUAUCCUGGAUGGGCCCGCACACAUGAAAAUUGGGAGCCGACAGGUCUCUCGUACGCUGACUUCAAGUAUUUGGGUCCUUUGACGGCUGCAGAGAUAUACUUCGCAGCAUGGGCACCGGUCGCCCUCGCGUAUGCGGUAUUCGGUCUAUUCGGCAUCACAAGAGAAGCUCGAGCUUCUUACAUGCACGUCUUCCGCACUAUGUGGGGUUGGGUUGGCUGGAGGUCGGCAGUUCCAGAGUCGCCGAGCCACGUUGUUCGAUCUAGGUUCAGCACUAUCGAGUUCGGUGAUCCGGUGCGAGAGUCCACGUUGGUGGAAGUCGCUGCCGGGGCUCGAUCGUCACUUAGUACAGUACACCCAGAUACGCGGGAGGAAAAGUUGGUCGGCAAAGCCAUAGCAUAG
Messenger RNA from Peniophora sp. CBMAI 1063, 1338 nucleotides. The record is from the annotation of a GenBank genome assembly. NCBI's taxonomy places the organism in Eukaryota, Fungi, Basidiomycota, Agaricomycetes, Russulales, Peniophoraceae.